CCUUAUUUCCCAACACCAGCUACGUACUCUCUCGCCUAUAUAAACACUAUUGGGCCCUCAGAACUCUCAAGCAAACUUCACAUAAUUUUUUUUAGUGUUCUCUCUGAAAAACACACAACAUGGUUUCUUGGGUUAGAGGAAAGUGCGUCGGCAAAGGCUCGUUUGGCUCCGUCAACUUGGCUUUCAACAAACAAACUGGUGCCGUUUUCGCCGUGAAGACUGCCAGUGAAGCAAAUCAAGUUCAAGCGUUAGACAGCGAAAUCAAGAUUCUAAGCUCUCUAUCUUCUCCUUUUAUAGUUAAAUUCCUCGGCGACGACGUAUCGUUUGAGAACUCGAGAGCUUGUCGGAAUCUUCACAUGGAGUACUUGCCCGGCGGCACCGUUGCUGACCUGGCUUCAUCAACUCAACGUUUCGCUGAUGUGAACGAGGAGACUGUUCGGUCAUUUACUUACUGUAUAGUCUCUGCUUUGAAGUACAUACACUCUAGAGGCAUUGUUCACUGUGAUGUUAAAGGACGGAAUAUUCUAUUGGGUCACAGUUUCGAUUCCGUUAAACUAGCAGAUUUCGGGUCCGCGAUUGACGCCACAUGCGGCGAGCCUCUCUUGCCCCGUGGAAGUCCGUUGUGGAUGGCUCCGGAGGUGAUUAAACGAGAAUACCAGGGACCGGAAAGUGACGUUUGGUCUUUGGGAUGCACAAUUAUCGAGAUGGUCACUGGAAAACCGGCCUGGGAGGAUCACGGGGUUGACUCGCUAAGUCGAAUCGGGUUUUCAAACGAGAUGCCCGAGUUGCCGAGUCAGUUGUCCGUACUCGGUCAGGAUUUUUUGAAGAAGUGUUUGGAGAGGGAACCAAGAAAGCGGUGGAGCUGUGAUCAGCUACUGAAGCAUCCAUUCUUAGCUUCCGUGAGUCCUAAUUUGUUGGGCAACGAAUUGUCUCCACGUUGCGUACUCGAUUGGUUUAAUUCAGAUUGCGAGGAAGAUAUUGACGUAACGGAACGUGGGAUGAGUUCGGGUUUUGAGAAUAUUGAGGUUGCGGCUAGAAAUAGGAUUGGUAAAUUGGUGGCAAGUGGGGGGGUAAAUUGGGAAACAAAAGAUGGCUGGGUGGAGGUGAGGAGCUGUUGCGGGCAUCGUGGAGGAGGAGAGGAGGAAGAAUUGGGGACAAGUUCGGUAUAUUCUUCUGACUCGGCUCGGAUAAGUGAGGAAGGGUGUAUAAAACGGGAAGUUUGUAAUUCCAUUGGCAGUGAAUUACACGUUGAUGGGUCUAACAGGUCGAUCUCUUGUGGAAUUUGCUGGUGUGGUGCGGUGUGCUCGGGCGGGAAAGGGGGUGGUGGUUUGGGUUGUCAUUAUGGGUCACACAAGGUGGAGCUAUCGGUGGAGGGGUGUGAGUUGCUGGUGUUGGUAGGGAUUUACCACAUAUUGUUGUGUAAUUUGUUACUGUACUUACUGCAAUUUAUGAGAACAAUAAGACAUAAUUUUAUCCUUUAUUCUAAACUUUUAUUACUGGGUUUAGUUCAUGCAUGUGAAUGUGUGUAUAUCCAGCUGUGUUUUCAGUCCAGUUAUGGAGUCGUUCUGCUCUUUACAGGGUGUAGAACUACUAUUCUGACAUAUAGUUAGUCACUUUAUA
Populus euphratica (Euphrates poplar) is the source of this 1620-nucleotide messenger RNA. RefSeq names its product mitogen-activated protein kinase kinase kinase YODA-like. The transcript has a single exon. Gene Ontology annotation, biological process: signal transduction; protein phosphorylation. The record is from RefSeq and is a predicted model, not a curated record. Gene Ontology annotation, molecular function: ATP binding; protein kinase activity. Lineage: Eukaryota; Viridiplantae; Streptophyta; Magnoliopsida; Malpighiales; Salicaceae. The coding region runs from base 120 to 1610 and encodes 496 amino acids.